Molecule: messenger RNA, 645 nt
Organism: Anisakis simplex (herring worm)
Lineage: Eukaryota; Metazoa; Nematoda; Chromadorea; Rhabditida; Anisakidae
Source: the annotation of a GenBank genome assembly
AUGCAAGGAUCAAGGGUCAGUGAUUAUGGAGGGUUGGGUAGGAGUUUACGAUAUCUGGAGGAACGAAGCAGUGAACUUCUGAUCGAUAAUCAAGGAGGCGAUAUGGAGAGCGAAGGAAGUGGUGCAUCACCGAUGCAUUUGAACAACACGACCACGAAUGAUCACUUAUCGGCUCUGGUCGCUCAUGUCACUUCUAAAACACAAUGUCCUGAGUGCGGAAAACAUUUUCGAAAAGGAUCUUCAUUGCAAGUACAUAUGACACUGAACCAUGGCUUUCCACCUCCCGGUAGUUCAGCUUCAUCAGAUGACCAAGCUGAGAAGAGCUCUGAUUGUGGUGCUUCAAUUGGACCAGUGAGCUGUAAUAACGACGCUUCAUCAGCACCGGUUCAGCAUGAAUUGAGGCAAAUAAAGUCGAUGAUUGGUGAACUGAGAUCUGCACAGAGUACGACCAGAGUUGAGCAGUUGUUGACAGGAUUGGACACACGAGUGGGGCGUUUGGAAAAGCAACUUGAAAUGGCACUGAACAGUAUUUAUACAUUGGUUCAGUUACAGACGGGAAUCAACUCAUCGGUGACAAGAUUCAGGGAAGAAGCUUGUGAGCAACUCAAAACCGUUAAAGCAAUGCUUAGCGACUCAACCAUUUGA